UGUGGAAAAGUUUACCUUAACUGUCAACAUAUACACUUGAACAUGUAUACUUGUUGACACUUGUUCCUUCAUUCUCCACUUUAUUGUCUUGUCUUUCUGUCAGGUUACCACUACAUUAACCUAAAGAAUGAGCUGAACCAGCCCCUUCUCCUGCCCUCGCUGCUGGUUUACACCGAGGCUCAGGACUACAUCCCAAAUGAGCACCAAGAGUACGCAGAGGCUCUGACCAACCCCAUUAAACACAUCAGUGAGCUGCACAAGAGAGAAACACAGCUGGCUGUUCUCUUGGAGGACAUCAGUGAGCAUGUACCCAACCAACCUAAAGAUGGAGAGAACAAGAACGCCUGCGUCAUUCCAGUCCGACCUCCAUCUCCCUUCAGCUACCCUCCCUGCCCCAUGUACGAGUCUCCUGACAUCAAAUUACCUCCCCCAGCACAAAGUCAAAAGGAGGAUCUUAUAGCUACCGUUCUGACAGAUGUCCAGGUUUACUCUAUCGAUGAGCUGAAGCAGCAGAAAAAUUACAUGAAGCUGCUUAAGAAGCAGAACAAAGAGUUGAAAGAGCUGCAGAAGAAACAUCUCAAGAAGGUGUGGAAUCUGAGCAAGGAGCAACAAAACCGCAGCAGUCAGCUCCAGUCGGACAGCCAGAAGAGACGCAAUCAGAUGGAGAAACAUCUGAAACGCAGCAUUAAGAAAAAUGAACCACAUGAGCCGGUGCAGAGUGAGCUGACGGCACUGGAUAAGGAGCUGGAGAAGCAGACGGUCCAGCUGAGGGAGUGGCAGAUGCAGGAGCUGCUCAAGCUGCGACAGGAACUUCACGCACUGGAGAGAGAGAAGCAAUACGCACACCUGAAACAGGCGGUCCAAAAGUUGAAGGAGACGGCAAACGAAUGCCAGGCAGCUCAGCUGAAGAAACUCAAAGAGCUGUGUGAAAAGGAGAAGAAGGAGCUCCAGAAGAUCAUGGACAGGAAGCGUCAGAACAGCAUUAUCGAAGCCAAGAGUCGUGACAAGGAGAAGGCUGAGACAUGGGAAGUGAAUGAGAUUAACAAGAAACACAUUCAGGAUUCUGUUGACUUAAUCCGCAGGCUGGAGGAGGCCCAGAAGAGGAGACAGGAGAAACUGAUGCUGAGGCAGCGGGACGUGCUGCAGCACAUAGAUGAAGAUCUACCACAGAUGAAGGCCCAGUUGCAGAAGGAACUGGAGGAGGAGUACCAGCAUCUGCCGGAAGAGAUCUGUCAGCACCUGCAGCUGGAGCUCCAGAACAAGGGUCUGCAGAAGGACGCCCUCUUCUCACCCUUUUCCAACCACAGCAGCUCCAGCCCCAGUUCGGGUUCAGGCCCGCCCUCCAACUGCUCCACGCCCUCCUACCCUUCGACGCCAAAUCGGGCGCUCUGGAAUAGGAGCAAGGACAUUAGCUCGAUCUCGUUGGACGAUUCCAAUUCCUCGUCUACUCCCAUCCUAUCAGAGGCAGAGGUGUCGUUCAGUUAAAUUGACUAGAUUUGUUCAGUGUAAAAAGGAAAUGCAAACAUUUAACUGGGGUCUAUAAUGAUUAAUACGUGGGAUAGUAAUGAUAGAGAUUAUUUACUAAUUUUAUUCCUUUUACUACAGACUGGUUUAUUUGUGUCUACAGAGCUUUAUUAUUUUUUAUGUUGCCAUUUUCCUGUCACAUGACACAUGGUUGGAAAAUUCCAGCAUCGUAACCUGACUUUUGUUUUUACAUUUGUUUUUUUCUCCGCCUUUGUUUGUGUCUAUGUUUUGUAGUUUUCCAGCCAACAUUUGUGUUUUUGUACUUUUAUUCCAUUUUACACCAUUUCUAUUUUGUUGGUGUCAACAAAAGCUUUGCUUUUUUUGCCAAACCACAGAAUUCCAAUAUUUUUUAUCUGACUUGACACUUAAUGAAGACAUUUAAUUUAUAUUUUAAAAAGCAGAGUUGAGUUUUUGUUUAAAACAUUGUUUCUUAGACAUCGUUAUUACAAUUUUCUUGAAAUGAUUCCUUAAGAGUAAUGGUGCAAUUUCCCAGGGAUUUAAAAUUAUUUAAAAUAAACCCUUUAGAAGUUUUAUGUAUGUUAUCCAGACAUGUGGACGUAUGAGGUGAGAGUAUAAAGCUAAGACUGGACCGCAUUCUUAAAUGGUUGACACAAACAAGAGGUGGUCACGCUAUGAAAAUGUUAAUGUAACUACAGCGGCUCACCAGAGAGUGGUGCUAGAGUCUCGAUAAUUUUAGUAUACACCUUACUUUUGGUUUCUGUAUAAUAUAGAAAUCUGUUCCGUUGACACUAGUUUAUCACUAGUUAAGAUUGUUUGAGAAAUAGUUUUAAGAUUUUUCAAAAACAAAUUUAACUUUUAACAAAGCAAACCAACGCCUCAAUAACAUUUGGAAACGUUUUUUUUUUUUAAAACCUUCAGCACCAAUAUUUAUCCAAUCAACAAAAAUACAUAAGUGGUUUGAACACUAAAUUCAGUUAACGUGUUGACAGGGUCUAAGCAAAAACUAUACGGUACAUCUCCUUUCGUCUCAAAAAUUUCAGAUUUUAUCAUUUAGUUCUAAUUGAUGUUUUAAGAAAUCCAUUUGUUUUUUUAACCAAUUACCAAGUUUCUUUAAGAUGUUUUUUCCAUACCCACAGAUUUCAGUUGAGCCUUUAAAAGAACAUAUGAAAGGGAAAUAUGAUUUGAUUUUUUUUAACAGUUUUAAAGUUUUAACAAAUAUGUCAGCAGAAAGUGUCAAAAUACUUCAAAUCUAAAGGUACUUUAAACGUCAACAUCGGUGGCUUUGUCUCCAUCUAAGCUUCUUUGCUCUGUUUUUUUUUAAAAUAUGUGUUUGUUUUUCUACUGUACUGUCCACUCUGGGGGUAAAAACCUUGGCAUCCUGUGUAUGUGCACUCUGUAUUUGUGUAGCUGUACGUGUAUUUUGACUACUGACUAUGAGUGCUGGGGAGAGACGGAUGUCCAGGAGGGUCCUGUCCAGUCUUCACUCUCUGUCUCUUCCCUCCUUGGAUGUGCACUGGCUGCCUGUCUGUCUGAUUGUCUCCCCUGGAAACAGAACCCUUGUAAACUAUUGUCUAUUUAAAGUGAAAUUUUACCAACGUU
This is a messenger RNA of Cynoglossus semilaevis (tongue sole), 3084 nucleotides long. Its product is annotated as 1-phosphatidylinositol 4,5-bisphosphate phosphodiesterase beta-1-like. Gene Ontology annotation, molecular function: phosphatidylinositol-4,5-bisphosphate phospholipase C activity; calcium ion binding. Lineage: Eukaryota; Metazoa; Chordata; Actinopteri; Pleuronectiformes; Cynoglossidae. Bases 397 to 1485 code for a protein of 362 amino acids. The record is from RefSeq and is a predicted model, not a curated record. The transcript has 12 exons. Gene Ontology annotation, biological process: lipid catabolic process.